This is a messenger RNA of Trypanosoma brucei brucei TREU927, 1395 nucleotides long. Its product is annotated as serine carboxypeptidase III precursor, putative. Bases 1 to 1395 code for a protein of 464 amino acids. Gene Ontology annotation, molecular function: serine-type carboxypeptidase activity. The record is from RefSeq and is a predicted model, not a curated record. The transcript has a single exon. Gene Ontology annotation, biological process: proteolysis. Lineage: Eukaryota; Euglenozoa; Kinetoplastea; Trypanosomatida; Trypanosomatidae.
AUGAUGCUGUGCCACACGUCGCUUUUUCUUAUCUCGUUGCUACUCUUAUUGCAGAGUGCAAGCGCCCUUCAGGCUAUCCGCCGUCCGACGCUUCGCACGACGGGCUCUGGUUGGGAGCCUUGUGACCCCGGCGUUAAUCAAUGGAGCGGAUAUUUUGAUAUUCCUGGAGAGCAGAGUGACAAACAUUACUUCUACUGGGCAUUUGGACCACGUGAUGGCAAUCCCAAUGCCCCAGUGCUCCUGUGGAUGACAGGCGGUCCUGGAUGUAGUUCCAUGUUUGCGCUACUUGCAGAGAAUGGACCUUGCCUCAUGAACGAAACGACUGGUGACAUAUACAACAAUACGUACUCGUGGAACAACCACGCGUAUGUAAUAUAUAUCGAUCAACCUGCCGGUGUGGGCUUUUCGUAUGCGGAUAAAGCGGAUUAUGAUAAGAAUGAAGCGGAGGUGUCGGAGGACAUGUACAACUUUCUACAGGCCUUCUUUGGUGAGCACGAGGACCUGCGUGAAAACGACUUCUUUGUUGUUGGGGAAAGCUACGGUGGCCACUUUGCUCCGGCUACAGCUUACCGCAUUAACCAAGGCAAUAAAAAGGGUGAAGGCAUAUACAUUCCUCUUGCAGGAUUGGCUGUAGGAAACGGUUUAACAGAUCCGUAUACACAAUAUGCGUCAUAUCCCAGACUUGCAUGGGACUGGUGCAAGGAAGUUCUUGGAAGUCCGUGUGUAUCUUCCUUUGUUCAUGUGAUGAUGUCGGCGAUGGUGCCCGCUUGUCAAAGUACUAUUUCUGCUUGUGACGCUGAUAAUUCAUCAUCCGCGGACUCGUCGUGCAAGCUUUCCCGUGUGACUUGUGGUCCGAUGGUAGCUCUGUUUUCAGCUACAGGCCUGAACGUUUAUGAUAUCCGCAAAACAUGUGAUGGGCCAUUAUGUUACAACACAACGGGAGUUGACAACUUUAUGAACCGUGAGGAUGUUCAGAGGUCUCUGGGUGUAGAUCCAAUGACUUGGCAAGCUUGUAACAUGGAGGUGAACCUGAUGUUUGCCGUUGACUGGUUUAAGAACUUUAACUACACAAUUAGUGGACUCCUCGAAGAUGGAGUUCGAGUAAUGAUUUAUGCCGGUGAUAUGGACUUUAUCUGCAACUGGAUUGGAAAUAAGGAGUGGACACUUGCACUUCAGUGGUCUGGAAGUGAAGAGUUUGUGAAGGCCCCUGGUACCCCAUUCUCAUCUAUUGAUGGUAGUGCUGCGGGUCUUGUACGUAGCGUAUCAUCAAACACAUCGUCAAUGCACUUCAGUUUUGUGCAGGUGUACGGUGCGGGUCACAUGGUGCCGAUGGAUCAACCUGCUGCGGCAUCCACUAUAAUUGAGAAAUUCAUGAGGAACGAACCACUCUCGUAA